Molecule: messenger RNA, 647 nt
Organism: Delphinapterus leucas (beluga whale)
Lineage: Eukaryota; Metazoa; Chordata; Mammalia; Artiodactyla; Monodontidae
Source: RefSeq, a predicted model, not a curated record
AUGGCUCCGACGCCCGCCGGGAGCGAGCUGGCGGCGGCGGAGGCGGCGGGCGAGCAGACCCCGGCGGCGGCUCCUGCGGGCGGAGACGGGGCGGGGCCUGAGCGGGGGGCGGGGCGGCCUUGCAGGCCCCGCCUCGGCCCCCGCGCCUGGAACAAAGGCGCCCGCGCGCCCGUGGGGAGGACCCCCGCCCGUCGCCCGCCGCCGCGCCCGCGCCUGCGCCUGCGCCCAGCGACCCCCGGACAGGCCCCAGCUGGGGGCGCGCGCGCCGCCCGCGGUCGACCUGCCAGUCCCUCCGUCCCGCAGAGCUACCUCACGCGGCCCCGGACACAGCCUGGCGGCCACGGCCGGCCCCGUCACGCGCGGCAGCCUCGCGCCGGCCCGGCCGUCAGUCGCACACACCGGCUGCCCAGCCCACUGUCCCGCACAGGCCCGGCCGCAGCAGUUCCCUCAAGCCCGCCUCCGGAGCGCCGCCCGCGCAGCGACCGGGAGGAGAGCAGCCACUCCCUAGACUCACCCCUGCAAUCUAGCUGCCCCUGUCACAGAACACCGCCCAAACUAAAGACACCUGCGGCCACAGUGGAGCCUGUCUGACGGAUGUUGAGCCAGGCAGAGCCAGACAGAGCAGGACAACGUACUGCACGUCAGAG